AUGGUGGGCUGGUAUCGAAGGUUUAUUCCGCGGUUUGCAUCUAUCGCUAAACCAAUGUAUAACCUCUUGGAGGGUGACAAAGCCUUUCGAUGGUCACACGAAUGUGAAAUCGCUUUCAGCACUCUGAAAGAGAUGUUGAUUUCUAAUACAGUUCUGAGUCAUCCACAUCCAGAUAGAACGUAUGUUCUUACAACAGAUGCUUCCAUGGUCGGGAUAGGAGCAGAAUUAGCUCAGCAGACGCCAGAAGGAAUAAGACCAGUUGCCUAUUUCAGCAAGACACUUUCCAAAUCAGAAAGGAAGUAUUCCGUAUAUGACAAAGAAUUUCUCGCCAUUGUGAUGGCUGUCCGUCAUUUUCGCCAUCAUCUUAUAGGAACUAAGUUUUGUUUGAGAACUGACCAUCGUCCAUUACAGUUUUUGGCCAAUACCAAAGACCCCUGGAGUAAACGUGCUAGAUGGAUUAUGGAAUUGGAAGAAUAUUCAUUUACUGUAGAAUAUAUAACUAGUCGAGAAAACGUUGUGGCCGAUGCUCUAAGUCGACUUGAAUACGAGAAAACCCUGAACUUCGACGAAUCCGAGAAAAUAGGUCAGAACAAUAACCCUCCCAACCCAAUCGCCGCAUUUCGACUUCCGGAAGCUGCAACGUUAGUAGCCAGUAUAAGAGACGACUGGUCUAUGGAAGAAUCUAUGAAGGCACAACAGAGAGACCCACUGUUAAUGGAAAUCAGCGAUAUUGUGGGUAGGGACCAAGUUGGCCCACUUGUUGAUAUGAAAAAUCAAUCAAUGGUGGUAAAGAAAGGAACAGGCAAAUGGACAGCCAUCCCUUCACUUGGCUUGGGCAUUCCUGUCACACUGAUCGGUGAGUCCGUGUUUGCACGUUGCCUUUCCUCUUUGAAAGACGAGACAGUAACAGCUAGCAAGAGCUUGAAAGGGCCGAGUACGACCAAAUAUGAAGGUGACAAAAAGGAAAUGCUGGAGCACAUCAGACAGGCUCUGUAUGCAUCCAAGAUUAUCUCGUAUGCCCAGGGCUUCAUGCUGCUGAGAGAAGCGGCAAAGGAAUACAAUUGGACACUCAACUAUGGAUCAAUUGCUCUCAUGUGGAGAGGUGGCUGCAUCAUUAGAAGUGUAUUCCUUGGCAACAUCAAGGAAGCAUUUGACAAGAAUCCUGGUCUCACUAAUCUUUUGUUAGAUGACUUCUUCAAAGAUGCUAUUCAUCGCAGCCAGGCAUCAUGGCGUAAAGUCUGUGCAAUGGCUGUCACUCUUGGUAUCCCCACUCCAUGCUUCAGCACUGCUCUCGCCUUUUACGAUGGCUACAGAUCAGGCAGCUUGCCAGCUAAUCUCAUCCAGGCACAGAGAGAUUACUUUGGUGCUCACACGUAUGAGCUGCUCUCCAAACCCGGUCAAUUCAUCCACACCAACUGGACCGGCCACGGUGGUUCUGUCUCGUCGUCCACUUACACUGCCUGAUUGGUCAAGUGUAGCCAUUGAUAUCAACAUUUGUGUUUCAGUUGCAGUGAUGCUAUUGUGAUCUUGACAGCAUGAGAUUGUAUGUUGCUGUCAUUUUAGCUCAAAUGGAUGUCUGUCUGAUAUCAUUUACUCCCAACAGUUGUAUUGCUUGUUCUGAUGAAUUAGGUGCAGUACAAGCAAGUUGUUCUCCUUGUUCUCAUUGAUUUUAAGUUUGAUAUUAAUAAUCAUUACUGAUUGAC
Messenger RNA from Corticium candelabrum, 1703 nucleotides. Its product is annotated as 6-phosphogluconate dehydrogenase, decarboxylating-like. Gene Ontology annotation, biological process: pentose-phosphate shunt, oxidative branch; pentose-phosphate shunt. Gene Ontology annotation, molecular function: NADP binding; phosphogluconate dehydrogenase (decarboxylating) activity. The record is from RefSeq and is a predicted model, not a curated record. Gene Ontology annotation, cellular component: cytosol. Bases 1 to 1464 code for a protein of 487 amino acids. Lineage: Eukaryota; Metazoa; Porifera; Homoscleromorpha; Homosclerophorida; Plakinidae. The transcript is spliced from 6 exons.